AUGGCCAUCUUUAACUUGCCCCGAUCAUUUCAAAAUGUCAAUGCUAUUGCCCAGGCCCCAAUAGGCGCCAACGGCUUCUUCAUAAGCGCCCAUGAAAGCCAUCCCCCAUUCUUUCAAUUAGUGCUGCUCGUCUUUUCAGCUGUGCUGGAAGUUGUCUGCGUCAGCUUCCCUGGUUAUAUUGCCGCCCGUCAGGGCAUUUUUGAUGCCGAUGCCCAGAAGCUGGUAGCAAACCUCAAUGUGACUCUGUUCACCCCCUGCCUCAUUUUUACCAAAUUGGGGUCACAAUUAACCGCUGAAAAGGUGACGGACUUGGCUAUCAUCCCGGUCAUUUUUAUUGUCCAGACUUUCGUCUCAUACUUCUGUUCCUUCGUUGUCGCAAAAUGUUGCCGCUUCAAGAAGCGGCAGUCGAAUUUCGUGGCUGCCAUGGCGGUCUUUGGCAAUUCAAACUCUCUCCCGAUAUCUCUCGUCAUAUCGCUUUCGCAGACCCUCAAAGGCCUCCACUGGGACCAGCUCCCAAACGACAACGAUGACGAAGUCGCCGCACGCGGCAUUCUAUACCUGCUUAUCUUCCAGCAGCUAGGACAACUUGUGCGCUGGAGUUGGGGAUACCACAUUCUCUUAGCGCCUAAGGACCGGUACCUCGAGGAGGCCGACGGCGAAGAGAGUGGCCAGUCAAUCAUCGAGCAGGGCCAGGCGCGGUAUAGCGACAACCCGGACCAGACAGAUCCAGACGAACCGCUAGUCAGAACACGCAGCUCAGACGAUCUACACCAUGACCACCACGCAACACACACCGACCGCCGCUUCCAAUCCGGCGACCAAACACCCGUGUCAACGCGAGCUUAUUCCUACUCGAAGCUGUCUUCCGCCCAUUCAGACGACCUCGACUCAGACGAUACACCCUCAGUAAUUGGACCACCACCUACCGGCCCCUUCCUGCCCCGCCAAAGCUCCCAAGGCGACAUCCUCCAAUUCCCAGAUGUCGAAAUCACCGCGCGGGAAGCUCAAGAAGCCGAGAAAACGCGUUUCCAGCGCUGCAAAGCGUGUCUGCGCAAAUCGCGAGACCGCCUGAGCCAAUGGCGAGAAAAGAAGACUAACGCCCUCCACGCACGCCUCCCACCAAAGGUCCAAAAGGCCCUCGCAUCAACCACGCUCGGACUGCGCCGCUUCCUCCAUGGCUUAUGGGACUUCAUGAACCCGCCGCUGUGGGCAAUGCUAGUAUCAAUCGUCGUCGCCUCCGUACCAACGCUCCAGCGCCUCUUCUUCGACGACGGCACCUUCGUUCGCAACUCAGUCACCCGCGCCAUCGAGCAGAACGGACAGGUCGCGGUGCCGCUGAUCCUGGUCGUGCUUGGCGCGAACCUCGCGCGCAAUACAAUCCCCGAAGAGGCGCUGGCGGACAUGGAACAUCCCCGCGACGAACGCAAGCUUAUAAUCGCUUCACUUGUUGCGCGCAUGCUUCUUCCCACUAUUAUCAUGGCUCCAAUUUUGGCGCUCAUGGCCAAGUUUGUGCCGAUUAGCAUCCUCGAUGACCCGAUUUUCAUUAUUGUCUGCUUCCUGCUUACGGGUGCGCCCUCGGCGUUGCAGUUGGCGCAGAUCUGUCAGAUCAAUAACGUUUAUGUUAGCGCUAUGUCGAAACUCUUGUUCCAGAGUUAUGUUGUCUGGAUCCUCCCCUCGACCCUCGUGCUUGUCAUGUGCGCUUUGGAGGUCGUCGAGUGGGCCGCCUCUUCGUAG
This is a messenger RNA of Penicillium samsonianum, 1734 nucleotides long. RefSeq names its product Auxin Efflux Carrier superfamily. The coding region runs from base 1 to 1734 and encodes 577 amino acids. NCBI's taxonomy places the organism in Eukaryota, Fungi, Ascomycota, Eurotiomycetes, Eurotiales, Aspergillaceae. Gene Ontology annotation, cellular component: endoplasmic reticulum; membrane. The transcript is spliced from 4 exons. Gene Ontology annotation, biological process: transmembrane transport. The record is from RefSeq and is a predicted model, not a curated record.